Molecule: messenger RNA, 918 nt
Organism: Triticum turgidum subsp. durum (durum wheat)
Lineage: Eukaryota; Viridiplantae; Streptophyta; Magnoliopsida; Poales; Poaceae
Source: the annotation of a GenBank genome assembly
AUGGCCGCCGCUCAUUUCACGCUCAACACCGGCGCCCGCGUCCCCUCCGUGGGCCUCGGCACCUACAAGGCCGCCCCGGGGGUCAUCGCCGACGUGCUCAGCGCCGCCGUCAAGGCAGGGUACCGGCACAUCGACUGCGCGCCGCUGUACCAUAAUGAGAAGGAGAUUGGCGUUGCUCUGAAGAGGCUCUUCGACGAUGGCGUGGUCAGGCGAGAGGACCUCUUCAUCACUUCCAAGAUAUGGUGCAGCGAUCUCGCACCCGAAGACGUUCCGCUCGCAAUCGACAGCACACUGAAAGAUCUGCAGCUGGAUUAUGUGGAUCUAUACCUAAUACAUUGGCCAUUCCAGGUCAAGAAAGGCACCGAAAUAAGCCCCGAGAACUUUGUCCACCCUGACAUACCCAAGACCUGGCAAGCGAUGGAGCAGCUGUACGAUUCAGGCAAGGCUCGUGCCAUCGGCGUGAGCAAUUUUUCCUCCAAGAAGCUAGGUGAUCUGCUUGCCAUUGCCCGUGUCCCUCCGGCCGUUGAUCAGGUCGAGUGCCACCUUGGCUGGCAACAGGCGAAGCUGAGGGCGUUUCGCCACUCCAAUGGGGUUCAUCUAUCAGCGUAUGCGCCCUUGGGCAGGAUGAAAGAUGUCGCGAGUAACCCGGUGGUGACAUCAGUAGCCGAGAGCCUGGGGAAAACUCCGGCGCAGAUCGCUCUGCGCUGGGGUCUUCAGCAGGGUCAGAGUGUGCUUCCCAAGAGUGCUAAUGAGUCGAGGUUGAAGGAGAACAUUGCUCUGUUUGACUGGUCUAUUCCUGAAGAACUGUGCGCCAAGCUUUCUGAAAUAAAACAGGUUAAGCAAAUCAGAGGGGAUUCGUUUGUGCACCCUCAGAGCAUUUACAAAACCUACGAAGAGCUCUUCGACGGAGAGAUUUGA